GGGAAAAACAGCUGUUAGCUAUUUAGAGAGGAAAGAAGGAGGGUGUCUCCGUUGGCGGCUUGCUCAAAAAAUAAGAGGCAGAAAAACGCGUUGACAGGAUGGACUCGGUUCGUAGUGGAAACAUUUGUAGGCGCUUCAUAAAUGGCUCUUGCAGAUUUGGCCGACGAUGCAAGUACAGACAUGAGUUCACCCCUAUACCUGCAUCCCAGAUUUGUCGGUACUUUCAGAAAGGUGGCUGCUGGUAUGGUGAACGGUGCAGGUUCUUUCAUGUCCUUCUGCCUCAAGUUGGACCAGUGUUUCCAGGUAGAAGGGGUUCAGUGCCUGUAGCCUCCCCCUCCGGUAUGCCCCACUACUCUGAAAGAAGAGGGUCAGAACCAACUCUUUGGCGCGUUAAUCUCCCAUCCAGGCAGAGAUGCAGUGGAUCACAGUCGGCAAUUUAUCCCUUCAAUCUUCAGCAAGAAACUGGGCAUCUGCCAGAAUAUGUUUUGGAGGAGCUGUCACAAGAAAAUUAUUUGGAGUCGGCCCCAAGUUCAGAUAUUGCUCAAGCAAGUGCAUGGGAGGGAAGAUAUGAGAGAGCCUCUAAAUCUGAGACGCAUGAAGAUGGAGCUUCAGCAGCUUACAAUGAAAAAAGUGAAGAAACUUUGGCUUUCCUGCAGAGCAAAAAUGUGGUCUGUGGGAUCUGUAUGGACAAAGUCUAUGAAAAGGAGAAUCAGAGAGACCGGGUCUUUGGGAUUUUGCCAAACUGCAAUCAUCCCUUCUGUUUAGACUGCAUCGCGACCUGGAGGAAAACAAAAGACAUCGGACUUGACGUCGUAAGGGCUUGUCCUCAGUGUCGAGUCAGGUCUGCUUUUUAUGUGCCAAAUAAAUACUGGGUGGAAGGUCAAGAGAAGGAAAAUGUAAUUAGUGCUUUCAAGAAAAAAUUUGGUAAGAAGAGAUGCUGCUUCUAUGACAGAUAUGGAUGCUGUCCCUUCAAAAAGGAGUGUCUCUAUCGGCAUGUGGCAGAUUCUAACAGUCCAGUGUUUUCAUACCUCUCGGAGGAAGAGGAUGACAGUUUUACUGAUCUGCUUGGUUUUUUCAUAAGCAUGAGCCUUCUUGGUGGUGAAGAAGCGGAUGAAGAACUUCUCUUUUGCCUAACUGAAGAUUACGGGUUUUAAGCAUUAUGUUUUUCUUGGUAGUCUAAAAUACAGAGUCAAUCCACCUUUGA
Poecilia latipinna (sailfin molly) is the source of this 1204-nucleotide messenger RNA. RefSeq names its product makorin, ring finger protein, 4 (gene mkrn4). Bases 99 to 1154 code for a protein of 351 amino acids. Lineage: Eukaryota; Metazoa; Chordata; Actinopteri; Cyprinodontiformes; Poeciliidae. Gene Ontology annotation, biological process: protein polyubiquitination. The transcript is spliced from 8 exons. The record is from RefSeq and is a predicted model, not a curated record. Gene Ontology annotation, molecular function: metal ion binding; ubiquitin protein ligase activity.